GGUGAGUUUCGAUCUAGGUCUAUAACCUCAGCAGAUCUGAUCCAUCCGUCCAAAUACCGCAAUGAAGCGUGCCCUAGUCCUUCUUCUCUUUCUUGCUGUGGUCAGUGCUAGCCGAUAUGGCGGUAGGGGUGGCUAUGGAGGUAAUCGAGGCUAUCACGUGGUCUACACUGGUCGCUACAGCAACUACCGGCCCGUCUUCACUGGACACAGAAGCUACGCCUAUGCAGGAGGAAGAUCUUACUCUGGAGGAAAUACCCAAGUCGCAAGUGCAAGUGUAGGCGGCAGUGCUGCAACCAAAGGCAAGGACGUCGAUGUGAAAAACAAAGGCGAGGAAGAUCUUGAUACAUAUCCCAGCUUUGUCUAUCCGUCACCGGAGAGCUAUCAACCGCCCGUCAAAUCUGGUUAUUAAAAUUAUAUUAAUCUUGUUUUGUUAUGAUAACUAGCUUUCUAGAAUAAAAUAUUAAUUAAACAAUC
Molecule: messenger RNA, 474 nt
Organism: Biomphalaria glabrata
Lineage: Eukaryota; Metazoa; Mollusca; Gastropoda; Planorbidae
Exons: 2
Coding region: 62-409 (115 amino acids)
Source: RefSeq, a predicted model, not a curated record